This is a messenger RNA of Moneuplotes crassus, 1778 nucleotides long. The record is from the annotation of a GenBank genome assembly. Lineage: Eukaryota; Ciliophora; Spirotrichea; Euplotida; Euplotidae.
CUGGAAAUGGAAAGCAGAAGAAGACACAUCGAGUCAGUUAGAGGAUAUAGUUCUCUAAAUAGAAGCCUCAGAAGCACUAUGAUGAGCACAUUUAAAAAAAGCUCAAUUGAUUUAUCAAGAAUUCACUCAAGUGUUGGAAAGAAAUUAUCACUGACCAGUGGAAUCAAGUUCCCAGUCAGCAAGACUCCUAUGCCAAAAUAAAUCUAUUUUUGUGAAGAGAAAAUCUAUAGCUAAAGAGAAGAUCAAUUCCCUUCUUCGGAGGCAAGCAGACGAUACAUUAUUUCCUUUUAUUCACAGAAAUUUGGAUAGGACUAAAGACAUAGAACGAUCGAUGAUCAAGAUUGAGCAAAUAAAACAAAAUCCUAGAUCAAUAAGGAGGAUAAAGCAUCUUCCCAAGUGUAAUCUUGAGAGGUUGUGGAGAGAAACAAUCUAUAUCCCAACAAAGUUAUCUAAGUCUGCUCUCUCAGGAGCUCUUUACUCAAACAUCACUUCUAUCAACCAAAGGAAAGAGCAUGAUUUCUACCGAGAGUACACUGAAAAGGUGAGGCUUCGCAAACAUUACCGUUUCAAAUUUUCAGUGCAUUUCACAGAUAAGGAAUUCACCCAGUUGACGCUAGGUGAAUUUAUCAAGCUAGGUGAGAAGCGUCGCCGGCUUGAAAAGCAGAAAAGUAGGAAAAUCAGAGCUGCAAUUGUUAUACAGAAGCUGUUCCGCAAGUUCAUUGCUCAGAAACGGUAUAAGGAGUACAUCAAGAUCUACAAUGAGAGUCAAAAGAGGAUAAUAGCAGCCCUCAAGAUUCAAUGAUAUUACAGAAAUCGUAAGAAGCUGAAGAGGAUGAUAGAGCAAGAAAGGGUUAGGCGUUCCAGAGCUGUUAAGAAAGGACAGAUCUACAAGUUCAUACUCAGGUAUAUCAUCAAAUACCACUACCGCAAGCUUAAGUUGAAGUUCUUGCUCAAGAAUUUGGAUAAGCGAUUCAAGCUACAAAGACAAGAACUUGUGCUUUCGUCAGUUUUAAGGAUCCAAUAUCAUACAAGGAAGUUCUUAAAGAUUUUAAGGAAGAAGAGGGCUAAAGCAAAGCUGAUGAAGAAGAAGAUUAUCCAGUACAGAGUACCUAAGAAAAAGAAAAAGCAGCCUUCGAAAUGGCGCAUAGUUAACAGAGGAGGCAAGAUCCAACGAAUUAACAUUGCCUCAGAAAAGAGAGCCAAGGAACUUAAGAGGAAGGAAAUGGAAAGAUUAGUCAAUAAACAUGGUAGCUUCAGAGAUAUGUCUCCUUCAAUCUCUUCAAUCUCAGACAUUACUGAGAGGAAGAUAUCUUCUAUAACCGUUAAGAUUGUUGAAGAGGAAUACAACCAAAAUUUAGAAGAAAGUCAAGAGUUUAGCACACCUUCUGAUAACAAAAAGUCUUCUGAGCUUACAAACUCUUCUGAAAUGAAAAGUAAAAGCAACUCUUUGCCCAGGAAAUCUUUGUUUGCUAAAAAGGAAGAAAAUUCAGAGAUGAGUGAUAGCUCUGAAUCAUCAGAGUCCGAACUAGAAGAAAGUGAGACUUCCCAGAUCACUCCUUCUCAGCAAGAGAUUUGAAAGAGAAGGAAAUCGAACCCUGAUGCUCAGCUUAGCAAAGAAGAGAUUUAUCCCCCAAACUUUGAUGCCUCUCUUAAAAGACUAAGCUUGUUUGAUAAGAGCGCCAAUAUGGACUUGAGCCAGGUAAAGGAUGAAAUCGUGAAGUCCCUCAGACAGAAUUUGAAGUUUUAUAAUAAAGUACUGAAUAAAAAGGAGGAAUAGU